Molecule: messenger RNA, 3031 nt
Organism: Electrophorus electricus (electric eel)
Lineage: Eukaryota; Metazoa; Chordata; Actinopteri; Gymnotiformes; Gymnotidae
Gene: p2ry6
Product: pyrimidinergic receptor P2Y6
Biological process (GO): cellular response to pyrimidine ribonucleotide; phospholipase C-activating G protein-coupled receptor signaling pathway
Cellular component (GO): plasma membrane
Molecular function (GO): G protein-coupled UTP receptor activity; G protein-coupled UDP receptor activity; G protein-coupled ADP receptor activity
Source: RefSeq, a predicted model, not a curated record
GCCUGCACACUCUGGUCAAUAAUAUGUAUAAAAUUGGCAGCAUCGAGCCUAUUAAAGAAAAUUGUGCCACAUCACUGAUGGAAGUAGAAGUGUAAUCACUACGGUAAUGUUCGUGUCGCUUGCUAAUUGACAUGGCUGCGACAGAAGCUUUUGUUUUUUCCAUCUUAUUUCACCAAUUCAUUUCACUCAUGACAAAGCGCAGCGUCGGUGUUGACGGUUAACAGAAGAGCGCUUUAGCCCAAAAGUGUGAGCAGGAAAAGCUACAUCCUCUGGGGUUUAUUAAACAGGGCGCUUAAAACCCCUGGUGUUUAUAUGGAAUAAACUCGGUUUGUAUUUUUCUUUUGAGUUUAAUGGAUGGAAUUCUUGUCCUAAAGAACUGAUCGACAGCGCAACGCUUUUCCGAUAGAUCCAACUCGGCACCUGUUUUUUGCGUGCUUUAUGAAGUGAGAAAGAAGACAACGCUUUGGCAAUAACGAGAUGAGAAGUGGGGUCUGGUCAAAUGGACAACAUCUCCUCCCCCGACGUUCUACCCAUCUGCACCUACAAAGAGGAUUUCAAGCGCUACCUCCUCCCUGUGGUCUACAGCGUGGUCUUCAUCCUGGGCCUCCCGCUCAACACGGCCGUCAUCCUGCGCAUCUGGGCCAGGCGUGGGGCGCUCACCUGCAGCACCAUCUACAUGCUCAACCUGGCCGUGGCCGACUUCCUGUACGUCUGCUCCCUGCCCCUGCUGAUCUACAACUACGCCAGGCAGGACUACUGGCCAUUUGGUGAGUUCGCCUGCCGCCUGGUGCGUUUCCAGUUCUACAGCAACCUGCACGGCAGCAUCCUCUUCCUCACGUGUAUCAGCAGGCAGCGCUACCUGGGCAUCUGCCACCCGAUGGCGCACUGGCCCAAGCGGGGUGGCCGGCGGCUGGCGUGGGCCGCGUGCGGCUGCGUGUGGCUGGCCGUGGUGCUGCUUUGCGCCCCCACCUUCGAGUUCGCCGCCACGGGCACGCAGCGCAACCGCACGGUGUGCUACGACCUGAGCACACCCAAGCGCUCGCCACAGUACUUCCCCUACGGCAUCGCGCUCACGUGCCUGGGUUUCGCGCUGCCCUUCCUGGCCAUCGUGGGCCUGUACUGCAGCAUGGCGCGUGAGCUGUGCCGGCCCAGUGCCGCCCGCAGUGAGAUGGUCCAGCGGCGGAGGAGCAAAGCCGUGCGCAUGAUCGCCAUCGUGGUGCUGGUGUUCUCCAUCAGCUUCCUGCCGUUCCACGUGACCAAAACGCUGUACCUGCUGGUGCGGACGUGGCCAGACGCCCCGUGCGAGACGAGGAACUUCCUAUCGGUGGUGUAUAAGAGCACGAGGCCGUUCGCCAGCAUGAACAGCGUGCUAGACCCCAUCCUGUUCUACUUCACACAGGCCAAGUUCAGGCACGGCACACGCAGCUUCCUGCUCAGGAUCACGGGAUCCAAGGGCCGGGAGAGAGACACGUGAGAGAGACACGUGAGAGAGACACGGGUCCCUGCACUUGCACGGGGCCAAAAGUGCUGAACAAGUUUCACUGAUGCUUAUGCAGCGGGGGAUCAUUGCAGUAAUGAAAAUAAUGCACCUUUCUCAGCCUCAGUGUGGUUCUACAGAUGCAGUGAGACACAACUAGAGGUACAGAUGAAGAUACAGAUUUGACCUUGCAGGCAUCUGGACAUGGACUUCUGUAAAGCUGCUUUGUGACAAUAUCUACUACUAAAAGUGCUAUACAAAUAACAUGCUGUGUAUACAUUAUGUUUAAACUGAAUCACUAAUACAGAAGUUCUUUGGAGAUAUUGUAAGCUUUGCUUAGUUAAAUGUAUAAAAAAUCAUAACUGCCUACAGUUCAAUGUAUGAAUAUCAUAAUUGAACCAAGUUGUAUAUGAAGUUACGUUGUGGAUACAUGCUACCCUUUCUGAGAUACCUUACAGCUUAAUUAGCUCAGAACAGGAUAAAGAGGCAUUGGCAGGCUGGCAGAUGGAAGUGUAACGAAUGCUAGUUUGUUUAUUGACCAUUUCCAGCCACUAGGUGGCGCGGCUUACUAAGUAAGCUGUAGGUCGUGGUCGCAGCGCUGCUAUUUCUCAAUACAGUAAAAAGUGGUUAGCUGCAUCCGACACGCACCCAUUUAAAGGGCAAGUAUUUAUGCGCAGAGCAUAAUUCCAGAUACCACAGAAAUGUUUUCCCAAGCUCUGUUUAAGAGAGGUAUUUAUAUCAUGAGAAAAUACAACUGCAUGGAUGAAGUUGCAAAAAGCAUGCAGAUUGUACAGCGAGAUGUAUACAAAAUCUCUAAACUAGUGUGUCCAUGAAGACAUAAUACAUAAUACAGCCUAUUUAAUAUGGACACCAUAAAUUGCACAUUUUGUUUUUAACAAGGAUCGGAUGAUGCACGCUUGAUUGAAGAUUCUCAUAUAGGUAUGAGAUAACUAAUGUACAAGUCAUUAAACAGCAAUAUGUUAGUCCAACCAGCAGGUGACAAAAGAAAAUUCCGUUUUACUUUUCUCUGCUUCUGGUGAAAGGUAAGCAGUCACUAAGCUGUAGACAGCAUUUGUGAGGUCAUAGAAAUUAUGCUUCUGUUAGAUUAGCAAACCCAUAAAUGUGUGUAGUGCAAUGUAGAAUGUACAUGCUGCGUCAUUUGACCAACACGUUUAUUUUGAGAUUUCAUUUAUCAGCCUGCAAGAAUGUGACAUUGAUGUGUAAAGCUGAUCUGUGUAUGCUCUUGCAACAUUGUGAAGGUGUAAAGGUUACAGCUAAAGAAACGUCUGUGCGCGUGCUCGCGGGCGUGCCUGCGUGCACGCGCGUGCCUAAAUGUUAAAUGUGAAUUUCCUGUAGAGCUACAAGAAUAGAAGAAUGUACAGCUAGAAUAAUGCAGCUGUUUUAUUAACCAAUUGUUUGCAGUUUGCCGUAGGUUUAUGUCAUGACAAAAUGUUUGCUAUUGCUUGUUUCUUUGCUCAUUUGUUUAACCAUAAAGCUUGUAUACCAUUAUUGGUAUUAGAAGUAUUAGACAUCAAUAAAUGGAAAGCAAAGUUG